UGCCCACGGGGACAGUGGGCACUCGUGGAUGCGCGUGGAAGGGGGUUAUUCCCAAGCGGCUGGGGAGUGCGGCGGCCGGAGGCUUUGGGUUGAGUGGCCUUUGCUGGGAAACGGAGAUACAGGGCCCGUAGCGGCCGGCCGUGGGAGCCCACCGAGACUUGCCUUCCAACAACACCCACGAGGGGGUGGACGAACAUGAAGUCCACCCUGCCUUCCAAGCCGCCAUAGAUCUCACUGCGGGCGCCGUUGGGGGCGCAGCGUGCGUUCUGACUGGGCAGCCCUUCGACACCAUAAAAGUGAAGAUGCAGACAUUCCCCAACCUGUACAAGGGCCUCACCGACUGCUUCCUAAAGACCUACAACCAAGUGGGCUUCCGGGGCCUCUACAGGGGAACCAGUCCUGCCCUGCUAGCCUAUGUCGCCCAGAGCUCUGUCCUAUUCAUGUGCUAUGGCUUCUGCCAACAGUUUGUCAGGAAAGUGGCCAGAGUGGACCAGAGCACACAGCUGAACGACUUUCAGAUUGCCACUGCUGGAUCACUGGCCUCCGCCUUUGCUUCGCUGGCCCUCUGCCCCACUGAGCUCGUGAAGUGCCGGCUGCAGACCAUGCAUGAAAUGAAGAUCUCUGGGAAGAUAGCACAAAGCUACAACACAAUUUGGUCUAUGGUUAAGAGUAUCCUCAUGAAGGAGGGUCUCUUAGGCUUCUAUCGUGGACUCCCCACCACUCUAGUCCAGGAAAUACCUGGCUAUUUCUUCUUCUUUGGGGGCUAUGAACUCAGUCGAUCGUUUUUUGCAUCAGGGAAACCAAAGGAUGAACUGGGCCCUGUCCCUCUGAUGUUGAGUGGGGGCUUUGCUGGGAUCUGCCUCUGGCUUAUCAUAUUCCCAGUGGACUGCAUUAAAUCCAGAAUCCAGGUUCUCUCUAUAUUUGGGCAGCCAGCAGGACUAAUCCCAACCUUUGUAAGCGUGGUGAGAAACGAAGGAAUAUUAGCCUUGUAUUCUGGAAUGAAGGCCACAAUGAUUCGAGCCAUCCCUUCCAAUGCUGCUCUAUUUUUGGCCUAUGAAUACAGCAGGAAGGCGAUGAUGAGCAUGGUUGAAGAAUACUGAAGUGUCUUGAUGGACCCUGUCUGAUCACAUGAGUGUGAGAACCACGGUUUAGAUACCAAAGAGUUCAAGACCAACAUGGCGUUAUCUUUGGGAAUUUUGGGUUUGUCUUCCCUUCUACCAAAAAUCAAACUCAGUGGAGAAAUCUUUAUAUCAUAUGGUUUCUUCCCACAAUUAUACUGAAAUAGAAAAACCACUGCUUUUGCUGGUGGUGCAAUCUACAGGGUGAACCUGAGACACUAUGUACUUAACCUUAAAGGUUAUUAGGGCCACUUCAUAAACCUAUGUAUGUAUCUUGAA
This is a messenger RNA of Mesocricetus auratus (golden hamster), 1397 nucleotides long. Its product is annotated as mitochondrial ornithine transporter 2. The transcript has a single exon. Gene Ontology annotation, biological process: mitochondrial L-ornithine transmembrane transport. Bases 303 to 1100 code for a protein of 265 amino acids. Gene Ontology annotation, molecular function: L-ornithine transmembrane transporter activity. The record is from RefSeq and is a predicted model, not a curated record. NCBI's taxonomy places the organism in Eukaryota, Metazoa, Chordata, Mammalia, Rodentia, Cricetidae.